Volvox carteri f. nagariensis is the source of this 435-nucleotide messenger RNA. RefSeq lists its product as uncharacterized. The coding region runs from base 1 to 435 and encodes 144 amino acids. The transcript has 2 exons. Lineage: Eukaryota; Viridiplantae; Chlorophyta; Chlorophyceae; Chlamydomonadales; Volvocaceae. The record is from RefSeq and is a predicted model, not a curated record.
AUGCAACUGAUUUCCAUCCCCUUCUUUGAACAGAUGGAGGCUCCUCGUCCUGCUGAUGCGGCUGCGGCUGGCGGUUCAUCCGGUGGCGUUGGGAUGCUCCUCACGUCCUGGCUCAAGGGAGAUACCCAGCCGGCAAACCUGCCUUCUCACCCGCACCAUCACCUUGGCUACGCUGAAGCAGUGGGUAUUAAGGAACUGCGUGAGGAGGACAUCGCAUCAGAGGCUCCGCGCAAUGCCACAAACAGCACCUACUCUAUGCUUGAGAGCUAUGUCGGCCCUGCAGAGCCUGUAAACACCAAGCAUCACUUUGAGGAGACACACGACAACCUCGCGAACAAGCUUGAUAUCGGCGUUGAGACUCGCGCCUCUAACUCUGUCUUCGGCCUACUAAACUCCUGGUUCGGCCCAGCCGAGACGACCCAAAACAAGCAUUAG